Molecule: messenger RNA, 463 nt
Organism: Cotesia congregata
Lineage: Eukaryota; Metazoa; Arthropoda; Insecta; Hymenoptera; Braconidae
Source: the annotation of a GenBank genome assembly
AUACACGCUAGUAAGAGUAAUUCCAUGUAAUGGCGUGGAUAUCAAAAUGUCUCAAGGCAUAGAAGGUAAUUAUGGAGUUUGGAGUGUAGGUGUAGCGACUUCAGGUUUAUCUUCACUUGUAGAAGAUUCACUCUCCUUAGACUUGGCAUCAGGAACCCAGAGACCACUGUCAAUGCAUCUUCGCAUGUGGUAUUUAGCUUCGUCUUCUGGCAUCGCGGCAAUAGUCUGCUGCAGCAGAGACUUCAACAGGGUCCAAACCACCUGGUCCAAGCCUCGCUUUUUUCUCUUCCUCUUCAGCCUCUUUGAGAGCCUCAGCGACUUUUUCUUGAGCUCGUUUUCUGAUUCGCUCUUUGAAGGCCUCGAGUUCGUCGUCGAACGACUUUUUGUACUCCACAUCGGCUAUUUGAAUCCUACUAAAGAAGGAACCAACACAAGCGCGAGGAUCCACGUCCAGUUGUUUGGA